Molecule: messenger RNA, 718 nt
Organism: Periconia digitata
Lineage: Eukaryota; Fungi; Ascomycota; Dothideomycetes; Pleosporales; Periconiaceae
Source: the annotation of a GenBank genome assembly
ACACCACUCACUUCCCGCAAAGCACAACACACAACACACACACUCCUACACCAUGGCUACCCGGAAGAAGGUUCUCCUCAAGGUAUGGAAGCUUGGACUCGGCGCACGAAUUGCAAACUGACUCCAUCAGGUCAUCAUCCUCGGCGACAGCGGGGUAGGCAAGACCAGCUUGAUGAACCAAUACGUCAACAAGAAGUUCAGCGCAAGCUACAAAGCCACCAUCGGCGCCGAUUUUCUCACCAAAGAAGUCUUGGUAGACGACCGACUCGUGACGAUGCAGCUGUGGGAUACCGCCGGCCAGGAACGAUUUCAGUCACUCGGGGUCGCUUUUUACCGAGGUGCCGACUGCUGUGUGCUGGUAUACGACGUGAACAACUCCAAGAGCUUCGAUACGCUGGACAGCUGGCGCGACGAGUUUCUGGUCCAAGCUAGUCCCAUGGACCCCGAGAACUUCCCAUUCGUUGUGAUCGGCAACAAGAUCGAUGUGGAAGAUAGCAAGAGAAUGAUUUCCCAGAAACGCGCAAUGACAUACUGCCAAUCGAAAGGCGGGAUCCCGUACUUUGAGACGAGUGCAAAGGAAGCUGUCAACGUCGAGCAAGCCUUUGAAGUGAUUGCACGUCAAGCGCUGGCGCAGGAAGAAGUGGGUGAUUUCAACUCGGACUUCCCCGAGACGAUCCCCAUAGACUUCAAUAAACCCGACAACGGCUGCGCUUGCUAA